AUGGCUCUACCGUUUGUAGAACAGCGUCCGCCAGUCCCACAGCAGUUCCAAAACCUGAAAUCACUGAUUGAGUCUGAAUUUCGCAGUGCAAUCCUGCAGUUUUACAUGAAUGGCAAGGAAAUCGAGCUAGAGAAUCCAAAUCCAGAUUGGACACUUCUAGACUUCAUCAGGUCUCGGCAUAAUUCUAAGGGCACGAAGUUGGGAUGUGGUGAAGGUGGCUGUGGAGCGUGCACAGUUGUCCUACAAAGCGUGGAUUCUAAGAACAAAAACAGACUAAAGCAUCUCGCCGUGAAUGCUUGCUUGUUUCCUUUGGUUGGAGUUGUUGGUAAACACCUCAUCACCAUUGAGGGCCUCGGUGACUGCCAUACUCAACAUCCACUGCAAGAAAGAAUAGCAAGGCUUCAUGGAUCGCAAUGUGGUUUUUGCACACCUGGCAUCGUUAUGUCUCUCUACGCCAUGAUUAGGAAUGCCUGGGACUCUGAGCUAAAGGCCUUCCGUUUGUCAGCGAGUACUAUCGAAUUGGAAGGACAUCUCGACGGAAAUCUAUGUCGCUGCACUGGUUAUAAGCCAAUACUCGCUGCAGCAAAAACUUUCAUUGUGGAAGAUCUGAAAGGUAAGAUCGUUCACGAUGACACCGAGGCUUUGUCUCCUGCGGCCGGUGUCGAUGACGAGUCCAUACUGUCGGAACAAAUGUCGCAGGCCACGAGAAGAUCGCCCGGCUCAUGCGGACGCCCUGGCGGAUGUUGUAAGGACAGGCCCGAAGACCUUUCCAAUACCGAGUUGCUCUGCAAUGAUACUUCUGAAGGGAGCCGUAGCAACUUGUCGUCCGAGGUCGAUUCUGCGCAGGACUCCGGGGCAUCGUCAACGAGUCUAAGGCCGUCAGAUGAAACCAGCACCACAGCUGAAGCUCCUUACGGAGUGCCCAUUAAAAACAGGGAUCGUGAACCACCUCCUGGGGAAGAAGGAGAAGGGGUCAAGGCACCAACAGAUGUGGAUGCUAGGCCUGUAACAGCUGCUCCUGCUACCAGGCCUAACUCGGCUCUGAAGACGUAUGUUCCAACCUCGGAAUUAGUUUUUCCUUUCGCCUUGAGAAAAUUCCAGCCUCAGCCAAUAUGUUACGGGAAUUCCGAGAAAAUUUGGCUGCGACCUACGUCUUUAGCUCAACUUCUGACCAUCAAGUCCAUGGAACCCACUGCGAAGCUAGUUGGAGGUUCUAGUGAAGUUCAAGUUGAGAUCCGUUUCAAACACUCACAUUUUGCUGUCAUGGUUUAUGUAGCAGAAAUCCCGGAUCUGCUUCAGGUUGAGCCUGUAGAUGACGAUCAAAUUGAGACCAUGAAGGAAUUGAAAUUUGGGGGAAAUGUUACCCUCACAGACCUGGAGGUUAUUUGCAAAAGACUAUAUCAGAAACUUGGACAAAGAGGCCUUGUUCUAGAAGCUUGCAGGAAGCAAUUGAGAUACUUUGCUGGUCGACAAAUUCGAAAUGCAGCAUCUAUUGCUGGAAACUUGGUCACUGCAUCCCCGAUCUCAGAUAUGAAUCCUGUGUUAAUGGCCGCAGGAGCAACAGUAAUAGCGAUCAGCAAGCAACGAGGCGAAACAGUUCUGCCUAUGGAGAAAUUCUUUCUUUCAUAUCGCAAAACAAGUCUCCCAGUUGAUGGUAUCAUUGGGAGAAUAAAGAUUCCCAUCCCUCCAGUUGGGGUAUACGAAGUCAUGAAAGCAUACAAGCAAGCGAAAAGAAAAGACGACGACAUUGCAAUUGUGACUGCAGCUUUCAGAGUGAGACUUGGUGCGGACGGCAAAGUUGAGGAAGUCGCCUUGGCGUACGGUGGCAUGGCGCCAACGAGUCUUCUUGCUGCUCAAACCCAACGUGAGCUCCAUGGGCUGACGUGGUUUGACGCCCAAACACUCAAAAGGGGCCUCCAGUCUCUUCGUCGAGAACUCAACCUUGAAUAUGGUGUUCCGGGAGGGAUGGCAACCUAUCGAAUUACUCUUGCUUUAUCAUUCUUCUUUCGUUUCUGGCACGAAGUAGUCGCAGAACUAAAGCUUGGCAACGUUGACGGAGAGCUGAUUAACGAGAUUCACAGAGGGAUUUCGUCCGGCACCAGGGACGACUUCAAUCCACACGAACAGCGAGUGGUAGGGAAGCAAAUCCCUCAUUUAUCAUCGGUGAAGCAGAGUACUGGAGAAGCGGAAUAUGUUGACGACAUGCCGCGACAAGACCGUGAGCUACAAACAGCAUUCGUGUUCUCCCAGCGAGCACAUGCGAAGCUGUUAGAGAUUGACUGGUCGCCAGCGAUUGGCCCGGGCCUUGCACUUGGUUAUGUGGACAAGCAUGAUCUCUCAAAAGAACAGAACAUGUGGGGCUCUGUCAGGAGAGACGAGUCCAUUUUUGCUGAUGGUGUAGUUGAAUCUCAUGGCCAGGUCAUUGGGAUGGUAUAUGCCGAAACAGCGCUCCAGGCCCGGAAGGCUGCUAGAUUGGUGAAGAUUGUUUACGAAGAUCUCCCUGUGAUUCUAACCAUUGACGAGGCAAUUGCAGCUAAAAGUUUCUACGCUCACGGAAGACAGUUGAGGAAAGGUGCCGCCAUUCGGUCAGAUAUGGGAGAGGCAUUUGGAAAAUGUGAUUCUGUUUUUGAAGGAACCAUUAGGAUGGGAGGCCAAGAGCACUUCUAUCUGGAGACCAACGCGGCUCUUGCUGUUCCGCACUCAGAGGACGGGACUAUGGACAUCUGGUCCUCAACCCAGAAUACGAUGGAAACACAGGAGUUUGUAAGUCAUGUCACUGGAGUCCCGAGCAACCGUAUCAAUGCCAGAGUUAAACGAUUAGGCGGCGGAUUUGGGGGAAAGGAGUCAAGGAGUGUUCCCAUUGCUUGCGCGCUUGCAGUCGCCGCAAAAAAGGAGAAGCGCCCUAUGCGAUGCAUGCUUGACAGGGACGAAGAUAUGAUCACAAGUGGUCAGCGUCAUCCGAUACAAGCGCGUUGGAAGGUAGGUGCAAUGAGGGAUGGCACAUUGAUUGCCUUGGAUAUGGACAUCUACAACAAUGCAGGAUAUUCAUAUGACAUGAGCGGUGCAGUCAUGGAUCGAUGCUGUACCCAUGUCGACAGCUGCUACGAGAUUCCAAAUGUUCAUAUCCGUGGUCAUGUAUGCAAGACCAACACUCACAGCAACACAGCUUUCCGAGGAUUUGGUGGACCCCAGGCCAUGUUCAUCACGGAAAGUUUCAUGUCAGCUGUGGCAGAAGGUCUCGACAUCUCUGUAGAUGAGCUCAGGCUCAGAAACCUGUACAAGAACGACGAUUACACGCCGUUUCUACAAAGAAUUGACGAAGAUUGGCAUGUUCCCCAACUUCUUUCGGAAAUUCGGAAGGAAUGCAAGUACGAUGAGAGAAAGUCUAACAUUGAGAAUUUCAACCAGCAAAAUCGAUGGAAGAAACGGGGGAUCAGUUUGAUACCAUCGAAAUUUGGUAUAAGCUUUGCCACUGCGGUUCACCUCAACCAAGCCAGUGCGGUUGUGAAGGUCUUUGCAGAUGGCAGUGUACUUUUGCAUCACGGCGGCACAGAAAUGGGACAAGGUUUGUACACCAAAAUGUGUCAGGUGGCUGCCCAGGAGCUAGGUGUACCUCUUGAUGCAGUCUAUACUUCAGACACAUCCUCAUACUAUACUGCGAAUGUGUCUCCGACUGCAGCGUCAUCUGGAAGCGAUUUGAACGGUAUGGCCAUCAAGGACGCCUGUGACCAACUUAAUGCUCGGCUGAAGCCUUACUGGGAAAAGUUUGGAAGCGACGCCGACAUGAAAACUAUUGCUCAUGCGGCGUACAUGGACCGUGUAAACCUUUCUGCGAGUGGGUUUUGGAAAAUGCCAAAAGUUGGCUUCACGUGGGGUAACUACGAUAUUGAAACAGUGAGGCCGAUGUACUAUUACUUCACUCAGGGCGUGGCGUGUAGCGAAGUAGAGAUUGACCUGCUUACCGGCGAUCAUACAGUCCUACGAACUGACAUCAAGAUGGAUGUCGGCCGCUCUAUCAACCCUGCAAUAGACUAUGGACAGAUAGAGGGCGCUUUUGUUCAAGGCCAGGGCUUGUUCACAAUGGAGGAGUCGCUCUGGACACAGAACGGACAGCUUUUUACACGAGGCCCUGGUACCUACAAGAUCCCUGGGUUCAGCGAUAUUCCCCAAGAAUUCAAUGUAAGCUUUUUGCAAGGAGUAUCUUGGAGCAAUCUCCGUACCAUACAAAGCAGCAAAGGGAUCGGCGAACCUCCCCUAUUCCUUGGCGCAUCGAUUCUUUUCGCAAUCAGGGAUGCUUUGCAGAGUGCGAGGAAAGAUAAUAAAAUCACAGAACAAUUGAUACUUGACAGCCCUGCAACUGCCGAGAAAAUUCGGCUGGCUGUUGGAGACGAUAUCUUGAAGAUGAGCACCGUCUCACGAAAGACCGGCGAGAGACCCUUCUUCAUUACUGUCGCCUAG
This is a messenger RNA of Exophiala aquamarina CBS 119918, 4458 nucleotides long. Its product is annotated as xanthine dehydrogenase HxA. Bases 1 to 4458 code for a protein of 1485 amino acids. The transcript is spliced from 6 exons. NCBI's taxonomy places the organism in Eukaryota, Fungi, Ascomycota, Eurotiomycetes, Chaetothyriales, Herpotrichiellaceae. The record is from RefSeq and is a predicted model, not a curated record. Gene Ontology annotation, molecular function: oxidoreductase activity; iron ion binding; 2 iron, 2 sulfur cluster binding.